Molecule: messenger RNA, 957 nt
Organism: Guillardia theta CCMP2712
Lineage: Eukaryota; Cryptophyceae; Pyrenomonadales; Geminigeraceae
Exons: 16
Coding region: 1-957 (318 amino acids)
Source: RefSeq, a predicted model, not a curated record
AUGCGCGGGAAACAUCUGCUCGUUCUCUCACUCGUGGCCCUCGUCCUCUUCUUUCCGAGUGUCAACUGCAAGAAGAAGGAGAAGAAGGCCAAGGCUGCCGUGAGCUUGAGUCCGGCGAAGCUUUCCAAAUACAUCAAAUGCGAUGGGUGCAAGAUCAUGGCAGACAACCUGUACAGACACGCUAUGGAUCUGCUCAAGGAGAAGGGAGGCCGGGAGAAGAUGGGAGAGGAGCCGAUCCUGGAACUGCUGGAACAGAUCUGCGAUCAGGGGGAGGCGAAGGGCGAGUGGCUCAACGCUUACGAUGUGGUUGGGAAGAAAGGAAAGAUCUCUCUGCAGAAGCAGGACGGUUUCCAGUCCUGCGGCCCUGAGUGCCAUGCGCUUGUGUCGGUCUGCGAGCAGGUGAAGGUGAGAAGCGAAGCGGGAGAGUCGGACAUCGCGGAGAAGAUCUACCGAGGACAUCACAUCGCGUCCGCUGAAGCUUUCUCGGAGGCGAUCUGUAAGAAGAUGACCACGUCCUGCAAGGAGCCGCUGCCGAAGCUCAAGGAUCCGCGAAUCGACGAGCCUUUCAAUGCCAUCGACUCCAAGAAGUGGGAGGCGAUGAAGAUGCAGAAGAUGAUGAAGGGAAUGGGCAUGAAGGGAACCAUGUACGACCGGGACUCACUCAAGGACAUGAUGGAGGAGAAUGGGAUGGACAUGCCUCCUCCUAAAGAAGCUGACGACGAGGAAGAGGAUGAGGAGGAGGACGAGCAGCCCAAGAAAGAGAAGAAGAAGGCUCCAAAGAAGCAGCCGAACGGAGUUGUCGAGCAGGUGUUGGACGGCGUCUACACCGUCCUUGACACCAUGUCGGAGUGGGCUGACACCCUAACGGGCUACGCCAUCGACUCCGUGAAGCAGGUGAUGGGCGUUUCUUCAUCACCGGACAAGCACGACAUGGACAUGGAGGAUGCUGAGCUGUAA